Sabethes cyaneus is the source of this 945-nucleotide messenger RNA. Its product is annotated as enoyl-CoA delta isomerase 1, mitochondrial-like. The record is from RefSeq and is a predicted model, not a curated record. Gene Ontology annotation, biological process: fatty acid beta-oxidation. Gene Ontology annotation, molecular function: enoyl-CoA hydratase activity. Lineage: Eukaryota; Metazoa; Arthropoda; Insecta; Diptera; Culicidae. The transcript has 6 exons. The coding region runs from base 1 to 945 and encodes 314 amino acids. Gene Ontology annotation, cellular component: mitochondrion.
AUGAACCAUACCACUGACUAUCAGUUCCGGGAAGCAUCGUUACCAAACACUUCGCACUUCUUUGGGAAAGUAUCGAUACCGCCAGUAACGAUAGCCAAAAUGCUACGUUCGAUUUCCAACUCCAUCUAUUGGCACCAUUUGGCGAGGCAAUAUUCGGGAAGCUCCAUUACACCAAGGGCGCUUAUUUUGACAGAAAUAGAUGGCAAAACAGGGUACGCAAAGAUAACAUUAAAUAGAGCUCCUGUAAAUGCGCUCAAUUUAGAGAUGAUUUCGGCAAUUACCAGCACUGUAAAUGCGCUCGAACGUGACAAAGUUAAUGGCAUGGUCUUGACGUCGUUUUCCGACAAGGUGUUUUCUGCUGGAUUAGAUAUAAAGGAAAUGAUUAACCCUGACAUUGAUCGAUUGCGAACCUUUUGGUCUGCGCUACAGGAGCUGUGGCUGAAAUUGUAUGGAUGCGCUAUUCCAACUGUAGCCGCCAUAAAUGGUCAUGCACCAGCCGGCGGAUGUUUCCUUGCGAUAGCAUGUGAUUAUCGUGUAAUGUGUAACAAUUUCACUAUUGGAUUAAACGAAACAGUACUGGGCAUUAUUGUUCCUCGGUGGCUGCAGGUCACUAUGCGAAACACCAUUGGGUUUCGACAAACCGAGCUGGCCUGUACUACGGGAAAGUUGUUCAACUCUACAGAAGCUUUUGAUAUCGGAUUGGUGGACGAGCUUGUUGAUAACAAUAUGGAAGCAAUCCGUAAAGCUGUUCUGUACUUGGACAAAUGCAAAACCAGCUUUGCAACAGCACGGCAGAUUACCAAGCACCAACUCAGACAGGAUGAAUUUAAUGAUUUCAAACGCUACAGAGAGAAGGAUUUGGAAGCAUUUGUUGCGAAUACAAUGAGAGAAGAGUUUCAAAUUGAACUUGAAGAAUACUUGAAAGCUUUAAAAGUCAAGCCUUGA